CACCAAUAAUUAUUUAGUCUUAAGGGAAGUGAUUGUUACACGUUUUUUUCGUGUUUUUAUAUUUGGUGCAGAAAAUAAAAUUUAAUUAUAGAAAAAUGUCAAAUCAAAAAGAUUUUUUCUUAUCAAUAACUGAGAGAAUUUUAAGUAAUUGGACAGCUUUAAAAAUCGCUGUAGAACAUGGAAUGGGUUCGAAAGAACAUGCACAAGAAUUCGGUCCUUAUAUUACAGAGGUUUUUUUCAUGAAUGAAAAUUUGACACCAUCCGAAGUUGCGAAUGAAUUAGAAGACUAUAUGGACACUACAUUUAACACGGAACUUGAAGAUGAUAGUGCAAUUCAAGUUGCAGAAGAAUUAGUACGAUUUUAUCGUUUAUGCGUUUCUAAUAGUGAGAAUAGUUUAACAGAACUUGAAAAAUUACCUCCUCUUCAAUCUUGGUUAAGAGCUGAAAUUUCAAGAAAUUCAUUAUCACAACGGUCAUCACGACAAAAUGAUUCGUCUUCUGAGAGUGACGAAGCAACGAACGAUCAAAUGGAGGUCGAAGAUGAAUGGACUACUGUUAAAACACGACGAAAAAGAUAAUUUUGAUGUUGUUGAAGAUCGAUCCACGGAACUGCUGUUAAGCUUCUCUGUCUUCAUGGAUGAGGUUCCCUUUCGUCGCGCGCGCGACCCUUGCGUUCCCAAUCUUCCUGGCCUAUUUGCUCUUGGUUCGUGCGAGAGUCUUCUUUGCUUCCUCGAGGGCCGUUCUAAAGACUCCGCAUGCGCCGCUGUCUGGGCCUUCUUUUAAUUGGGCACGACAUGAACCCAAUUUUAACUCGUGCUAUUUCCUC
Messenger RNA from Leptopilina boulardi, 826 nucleotides. RefSeq lists its product as uncharacterized. The coding region runs from base 96 to 578 and encodes 160 amino acids. The transcript is spliced from 4 exons. The record is from RefSeq and is a predicted model, not a curated record. Gene Ontology annotation, cellular component: nucleus. Lineage: Eukaryota; Metazoa; Arthropoda; Insecta; Hymenoptera; Figitidae. Gene Ontology annotation, biological process: maturation of SSU-rRNA from tricistronic rRNA transcript (SSU-rRNA, 5.8S rRNA, LSU-rRNA).